Molecule: messenger RNA, 1077 nt
Organism: Seriola aureovittata
Lineage: Eukaryota; Metazoa; Chordata; Actinopteri; Carangiformes; Carangidae
Gene: aamdc
Product: adipogenesis associated, Mth938 domain containing
Exons: 4
Coding region: 151-519 (122 amino acids)
Biological process (GO): positive regulation of fat cell differentiation
Cellular component (GO): cytoplasm
Source: RefSeq, a predicted model, not a curated record
AAAAGAUACUACAGCACGCGGAAAGGGGGCGGGGUCAGAGCAUCUGAGAGGAGCUGGAUGGUGUUUCCCUUUAAUUACAGCAGGAAGAAGAAUUCCAGGGGGUGUGGCCAGUUUGUUGACAACGAGCGGAGCAGGUAGCUGCAUGUAGCCAUGUCCUCUCCAGAGAUCGCCUCUCUCUCCUGGGGCCACAUGAAGGUGAAGGGAUGCUCUUCCAGCUACAAGGACUGUAAGGUCUGGCCUGGAGGCAGCCGGGCCUGGGACUGGAGAGAGACUGGGACUGAUCAUUACCCAGGAGUACAACCUGCUGAUGUGGAGGAGGUGCUGAAGAAGGGGAUCGACUUGCUGGUGAUCGGCAGAGGCAUGAGUGAAGCUCUGCAGGUCCCCUCCUCCACUGUGGACUUUGUGAAGCAGAAAGGCGUUGACGUCAGAGUCUUGCAGACGGAAAAGGCCGUUGCUGAAUAUAACAAACUGGCUGGCCAGGGUGCCAAGGUGGGUGGCGUCUUCCACUCCACCUGUUAAGGAUGUCCCUUGUCUUGCUGCACCAACGAAGAUGACCUACAGAAGAUGAGGGGAAGCCUGUACCAUACCAUGGCUCUCAGUCUCUGUUUUGCCAGAUGUGUAGCCGGCUACUUCUUCUAGCUCUCAGCUUUUUCCUGCAUGGUUACGACUGAAACGUCUUCAUUACAUCGCUAAUCUUGCGAAGUAGGAAAGCCCUCAUUUCAGCGUGUUAGCUGCACUGUAGAAGAGCGCUGGCAACUUCUGCGUAUGAUUAUAAAUCAGUGAAGUUAGAGAAAAGCACUUCAGAUGGCCUUUGUAUAUUUGACUGUAGAUGAAGAGAUCACAUCUGUCGACUUGAACUGUUCUCUAAACAGGAAGAAGUUCAGUUCUGUCAUUGACAUCAAUGACAGAACUGAACUUCUUCCUGUUUCAAAGAUUGAGGAUCAAAUUGACAAUGAAAUACAGAUACAUUUUACCUUUUAAAGAACUUUUUUGUAAAGAUUGAACAUAAGGUACAUUUCUCAUGAGGUGAAAAUGUAUUUCUGCUUGUUUGCUACAGAAAAUAAAAUUAGAAAAUUA